UCGUCCGAGUCACGAGCGUCGGCGGGGGGGGGGCCGUCCUCAAAAGCGGCCAACGCCUGCGACUUCGGAACAUUCGACAAGAUGCGACGACCUAGUUUGGUGGCCUUCCUCGUCCUCCUCUGCGCCGCCGCCUCGCCGGCUGACGUGCUGAAUCCCAGGGGAGCGCGGCCCGUGGUGCCCAACACCCGCUCGGACAAGUGCGCCACCCAGAAGGAGUGGCCCUUCUGCACCGACGACGACUGGGGUCCCAAGUGCCCGUCUGGCUGCAGGAUCCAAGGUCUGAUGGACCACCAAGAUCACAGCCUGUUGAAGAAAAUCGAGAAGAUCCGCGCUUUGGUGGGGCAGCAACAAGUCGGGCAUCGUUCGGCCGAUCAGGCGACCAAGCAAACGUACGAGUUCCUGAAAGAGAAGCUCACCCUGAACUCCGGUCAAGACGACCGCUACUACAACUUGGCGCAGAACCUUCGCCAGAGGAUCUCCGAGAUGAAGGUGAGGAUCGACAGGCAGCUGCGGGUCCUGGCGGCCCUCCGCGACCGGGUGACGGAUCAAGUGGGCGACAUGCAGAAGCUGGAGGUGGACAUCGACAUCAAGUUGCGUUCCUGUCGAGGUUCUUGCAAGACCUACUCCGAGUACCGGGUGGACCACGACGGCUACGUGGCUCUGGACAAACAGAUUAAUCAGCUUCACGCCCAGGGGGUGCAGAGCAUCCAGUCCGUGCACCAGCUGGAAGUGAUGCAAAGCAGGCCGUUCCAAGAAGUCCACCAAGGCGGCAUCUACAAGACCCACGGAGUGGAGGAUAUCUUCCGUGAGGUGAAAUCGUUCCAGUUGACACUCGAGAAGGAAGGUUCCAGCUCCUCUCCUGCUCCCAUCUCCAAAGAUCAAGGUACUUCCAUCUCCACAUCAGGCUCCUCCACAUCCUCCAAGUCCAUCUCUGAGCUCUCCGGAGUCCCCAACGAAGACUUGUUUGGCGUCGGCGGCAACUUCGAAGAUGCGAAACUUCCCGGUCUUGACUCAACCAGUUGCGUGAUAGUGACCAAGAAAGUGACGGUGAUGACUCAGGACGGCCCUGUGGAAAAAAUAGAGGAGACCAGAGAGGGGGGUCCUGCCUGUAAGGGGGAAUCCGGCACCAAGGGAGGACUGGAUUCCCUCUUCCCCGUCCUGAGUCACACGUCCACCAACGUCAAGACCGUUCACGUGGGCGCCAGCAAAGGAGCCCAAUCGGACACUAAAACCGCCUUCUCGCAGCCCUUCACAGAGGUGGGCUUCGAUCUGGGAAAGUUCUUAAGCGACCACGUGGAUGACGACAUUCCCGACUUGCGCGCUCGCAGCGUGCAGAGCGUGCAGGUCAAACGCCAGAGCGAUUACACGGGAAAAGAUUGCGUGGAUAUCUUCCACAAGCACACCCGGGGGGAAACGAGCGGCGUGUUUGACAUCAAGCCCUCCGGCGCCGCCGCCGUGGUGGCGGUUUACUGCCUACAGGAGGGGCUGAUGGGCGGCUGGUUGUUAGUCCAGCAGAGAGGGGACGGCUUGCUCGACUUCAACCGAACUUGGGCCGAAUAUCGCGCGGGGUUCGGAAGCGUGGACGCGCAGGGGAGGGGGGAGAUGUGGCUCGGCAACCAGAACCUCCACUUGUUGACCGACCGGGGCGAGACGCUGCUUAGGGUUAACAUGCGAGAUGAGGAGGGCGGCGUGACGACUGCGGACUACGUCGUCAGGGUGGGUCCCGAGGAGGAGGGCUUCCCGUUGCACGUUUCUGGCUACGCCGGCACCUCGGGAGACGCCCUGUCCCACAGCGGGAUGAAAUUCAGCACCUGGGACCGAGACAACGACCGCGGGGUGGGAAACUGUGCGGCGACCCACGGCGGAGGGUGGUGGUACGACAACUGCCGAUCGGCCAACCUCAACGGGGGCGAGGGCGCCGUGUGGGCCGGUCGGCGCCUGAAGAGCGUGCAAUUGUUUGUGCGACCUGCCGCAUUGUGACUUCCUGGUCCGUCAUUUGGUUCUGUUGACUUUCCAGAAUGUUCUGCACUGAACUCAAUAAAGUAUCAAAGGUCA
This is a messenger RNA of Syngnathoides biaculeatus (alligator pipefish), 2055 nucleotides long. RefSeq names its product fibrinogen alpha chain-like. The coding region runs from base 82 to 1980 and encodes 632 amino acids. The transcript has 8 exons. Gene Ontology annotation, molecular function: signaling receptor binding. Gene Ontology annotation, cellular component: fibrinogen complex. Gene Ontology annotation, biological process: platelet activation; blood coagulation; protein polymerization. NCBI's taxonomy places the organism in Eukaryota, Metazoa, Chordata, Actinopteri, Syngnathiformes, Syngnathidae. The record is from RefSeq and is a predicted model, not a curated record.